Molecule: messenger RNA, 811 nt
Organism: Boeremia exigua
Lineage: Eukaryota; Fungi; Ascomycota; Dothideomycetes; Pleosporales; Didymellaceae
Exons: 2
Coding region: 482-775 (97 amino acids)
Source: RefSeq, a predicted model, not a curated record
GGAACCGAUCGACGGAUCUGAGAUGGAUCCGCAACCUGUGACGAACAUUGUGCAUCAAUUCUAAGCUCACCAUGCAGCUACGAAGUCGCCGACCUGCGCAUCGACUUCCACGAACCCCUCUGCUCCGCAUUAAAUGCUGCUAGUCGGUGAAUAGGUGCUCGUUUGGGAAAUCACAAGUCAGCUAUGCUGCGUUCAGCAACGGGGCGCUGGAGAUCAAUGAGUUCUCAAAUCAACUGCUCUCACGGAGCUGCUCGAGCGCAUCCUCAGACGCAUGGCCGAUUAUGGUGUGCUACCAGUAGCCACACACCUGUAGAUAGAGCCUGUCAGAUCUCUGUUGGGGGUUUAAAGGUUGCUCCCCCAGUCCUGAUUCAGGUACCAAUUUCAUCCACCGAUCCCAUCCCAUUAUCCUACUCUUGCUAGAAUUCCAGAGAAAGUGGCUUUGCCGGCAGAAACACCCAAGCGCAAGACUCCUCAGAACAAAAUGCCUGGCGAAGAGGAAAAGUCUAGAAACAAUGCAACUGGCAACGCUCCAGGAGGCCGAGGUGGUCCAGCUUCCGCACUCGGCGGCGACCCUGUCGGAGGUGCUGUGUCCACACUCGGCGGAGGCAAUAACCCGGCCACCGGUACUGCUGGUGAACGGGACGCAAAUGCAGGCUUUGGUCUGGACAACAAAGAUGUCAAGGGCAGUUUGAAGGUGCACAUCAAGUUGGAUCUUGAAGCAGACAUUCGAAUCAUCGCGAAGAUUAAGGGUGAUAUUGCCAUUGGGCUUUUGUAGUAGGAUAUGCAGUUUAGUGAAAUUCUGAGUUUGCAC